AUGAAUUUCUCCACUCGCCACUACGUUAUGAUUAUAUUUGUCGUUCUAAACCUGGUCAAUCAAGGUGCCACUCAAGACGGCUCGGGUGUCGUGUGUGCAUGGUCCUUCAGCAAGAACGUCGAUACCAACCGGUCCGUUUGCAGUGACGGCAUUUAUAGAUACGUCUUUGCCAAUGAUUCAUGUCACCGCACUAAGCCAAGUGAACCUACUGCGGGCGUUGAUUGUAAGACGCCCCCUCCCGAGAACGACCCCACCGACGGCGUCACGUGCGACUGGUAUGACCUUGUGCAUAACAAAAAGGAUUGGACUCGUGAUUACUAUACUUGUACACAACUCCCUGCAGACGACACCCAGUCAGAAGGAUCGUAUUUUUGUGGAAGUAUGAAUAACAUUGAACAUUGUUACGGUAGCUACAUCUCCAAGGAAAAACUACCAUCGGUAAUCAAUUAA
Molecule: messenger RNA, 450 nt
Organism: Melampsora larici-populina 98AG31
Lineage: Eukaryota; Fungi; Basidiomycota; Pucciniomycetes; Pucciniales; Melampsoraceae
Exons: 5
Coding region: 1-450 (149 amino acids)
Source: RefSeq, a predicted model, not a curated record